Triticum aestivum (bread wheat) is the source of this 827-nucleotide messenger RNA. Its product is annotated as dehydrin DHN3. Gene Ontology annotation, cellular component: cytosol. Gene Ontology annotation, biological process: cold acclimation; response to abscisic acid; response to water deprivation. Lineage: Eukaryota; Viridiplantae; Streptophyta; Magnoliopsida; Poales; Poaceae. The coding region runs from base 67 to 543 and encodes 158 amino acids. The transcript is spliced from 2 exons. The record is from RefSeq and is a predicted model, not a curated record.
UUGCAGCCAAGUGAGCAAGACAACACACCAGAUUUCUGAGAUAAUCAAAAUCAGCACCUGUGCAAGAUGGAGUACCAGGGACAGCAGCAGCACGGCCAGGCGGCGACCAACCGCGUCGCCGAGUACGGUAACCCGGUGGCCGGACAUGGCGCCGGCACCGGCAUGGGCGCGCACGGCGGCGUCGGCACCGGCGCCGGCGCGGCUGCAGGUGGGCAUUUCCAGCCCACGAGGGAGGAGCACAAGGCCGGAGGGAUCCUGCAGCGCUCCGGCAGCUCCAGUAGCUCCAGUUCGUCUGAGGAUGAUGGCAUGGGCGGGAGGAAGAAGAAGGGCAUCAAGGAUAAGAUCAAAGAGAAGCUUCCGGGUGGCCACGGCGACCAGCAGCAGACCGCCGGCACCUACGGACAGCAAGGUCAUACGGGAACGGCCGGCACCGGCGGCACUUACGGCCAACCGGGACACACCGGAAUGGCUGGCACCGACAGCACCGGUGAGAAGAAGGGCAUCAUGGACAAGAUCAAGGAGAAGCUGCCCGGACAGCACUGAGCCCGGCCCGCAGCAGCUACUCGAGAGUUGAGGUGCCGAUCUGGCCACCUUUGCAGAAUAAUAAGAUGGAGAUGCAGUAAAACUUCCCGAAAUAAAGUGAGCUACUCACUUGUGAUGUCUGAGUUCUGAGUCUGGUGGACUUGAAUUUGGGCUGCUUGUAUGUACCCGGGAUGUUUUGUGCUCUGUACUUCGAUGUGUGAAUUUUCUUUUGGUUGUACUGUGUAUUUAUUAUAUGGGGAUGUAUAUCAUGGUAUAAUGCAAUAUAUUUUGCCCUUUUACUUGAA